AAUUGCCCCCAGGAGCAGACACUCGCAGGCAAGCAGGGGAGCUGGGGCAGGCACAGCUUCCACUGGGGGACAUGCUUGGCAGGCACAGGAAACUGACUCUGGGGUCCCUGAGCAGUGGAGGAGCAGGACAUUCUGACGACUGCGUGCUGGUCAGCGGUACCGCCGUGUAUAGGAGACUCAUGGAUUCGAGUUUGGACACCAGCAGCCUUGCGUUUCCCGGAUAUAGCCAUGAAAAGGAGGUCAAGGAGAAAGUGAUACGUGGGCGCCUUCAGAAGUCGGUGUCAGAAGAUUCUGGAGUGGAAUUGCCACCGCAUUCACCUUUUGGAUCUGAGAGCAGUUACAGCAAUGAGGAGGCAGAGAGCCUGGAGAUGACCUAUCCAGAGGAGCCAGAAGUUCUCAAAACAUCCGUUCCCGAGGAGCCCAGCAUCUUUAGAGAUUCCUCUUCUGAGGAGACAGACAUUCUGGAAGUAAUUGCCUCUCUCAAAUCUGAGAGUGUUAACGAACACAGUUAUGGAGCGGUGGCUCGUGAGAGGGACAUCGAAAAGUCGGUUUUGCCGCAUAAGCUGGAACAAGCGGUGCUCCGGAGCAAAAGGCAGAGAUACUCUCCUCGAGAUCGCGUGCAGAACAGGCCAGCCCGGAAUAACCCGUGUACGUUAAAGUGCCAGCAGAGGGGCAAAUCGCUUUCUCACUGCACAAGAAGCCCUCCUCUUUCUCAUCCACAAAAUGAGGAGCCAGAUCCGUUGCUUUUGCCCGGAGAGGGUCUCCAAUACCUGGAGGAUCUGUGUCUAAUGUUGGAGCAGGUAGCGGAGUUGCAGCAAAGGAAUCAGAGGCUUCAGCAAGAAAAGAGACAAGCAGAGAGGAGACUGCGCAGCAGAGCAGCUUUUGUCGAUUCCUACCAAUGUGUGAGCUCCCGUCCCAGCAAAGUUUUGCAAAACGAUACCACCGAUGGAAAUCUUCCCAAUGCUAGACCCUGGGAAUCGCACGAUUAUAGAAAAAGAGCAAGCUCCUACACGGGGAUACUCAAUAGCUUGCCUCAACAGCCAGACAAUCGUCUGAAGAAGACCGACAAAGUAGAGCCUCGUUUUGUAAGCGUCCCGAACCUUCAGGAUAGCCGCACUCUGUCCAGGAGUCGUAACUACAAGGGUGAAGCUUCACAGUGGGAAAAGGUGAAGGACCUUCUCUCCAAAUUGACACGGAAAGCGUCUGGAUCAACAUCCGGUCCUAGAGUGACAGGAACCAUCAGUAACUGCAGGUCUCAGUCACUUCUUGAAGGCUCCUCUCAUGCUCCUCGGAGGCUGUUCCUGCCCAAUCUGGUCAUUAGACCGUCACGUAACCAGGGCCGGCACCGCGUGUGAGAUGUGAAAGGAUCGCACUCCGGAUGAAGUUGUAUUGAAGCGACAGAGGAUUAAUACCCUGUCGAGGAAGAAAAA
Spea bombifrons (plains spadefoot toad) is the source of this 1430-nucleotide messenger RNA. RefSeq names its product chromosome 4 C8orf58 homolog (gene C4H8orf58). Lineage: Eukaryota; Metazoa; Chordata; Amphibia; Anura; Pelobatidae. The coding region runs from base 72 to 1355 and encodes 427 amino acids. The transcript is spliced from 7 exons. The record is from RefSeq and is a predicted model, not a curated record.